Messenger RNA from Cucumis melo (muskmelon), 394 nucleotides. Its product is annotated as protein PXR1. The record is from RefSeq and is a predicted model, not a curated record. The transcript has a single exon. Bases 1 to 261 code for a protein of 86 amino acids. NCBI's taxonomy places the organism in Eukaryota, Viridiplantae, Streptophyta, Magnoliopsida, Cucurbitales, Cucurbitaceae.
AUGGGAGAAACGUCAGAAGAGAAGCACGAGGGUAAGGUAGAGAAGAAGGAGAAGAAAGAUAAAGAGAAGCAUGGAGAAGGAGAAGAUGAAGAGAAAAAGAAGAAGAAGAAAGAGAAAAACCCUGCAGAUAAGAAAGAUCCUACAAAACUAAGACAAAAGCUUGAGAAGCUUGAAGCCAAAAUGCAGGCUUUGGCUGUAAAGAAAGAAGAGAUCUUGAAAUUGCUCCAUGAAGCUGAACAGAAUCCACCACCUCCCUCUUGAAUCCUUUCCUUCUACCUUCUUUGAAUUAUAUAUACACACUUUCAAUUUUCACUCCCUACAAUUUUUUCUUUUCUUUUUUUUUUCCUUUUACAUCUAUAUUGAGCUUAAUAAAUACAUUUCUUUUUUUUGACAA